Molecule: messenger RNA, 867 nt
Organism: Staurois parvus
Lineage: Eukaryota; Metazoa; Chordata; Amphibia; Anura; Ranidae
Source: the annotation of a GenBank genome assembly
AUGUUCACUGUCUUCUUUGUCAUUUACCUUCUGACUCUUAUUGGAAAUAUAUUGAUAAUCUUGGUGGUGUGUUAUCACAUUAAUCUUCAUACACCAAUGUAUUUUUUUAUCACCAAUCUGUCUUUCCUGGAGAUAUGGUACGUGUCCACUACAACACCUAAUCUUCUUGCCAUGUUGGUAACCAAAAACAAGAGAAUCCCCUUCCGAUGGUGCUUUGUUCAGCUCUACAUGUUUCAUACUUUGGGGAUUACAGAGUGCAACUUAUUGGCAAUCAUGGCCAUUGACCGCUAUGUGGCCAUCUGCAAACCACUUAGGUACAAAACAAUAAUGAACAUAAAUGUAUGUAUAUACUUGGCCUCCAUGUGCUGGAUCUUGGGAUUCCUAAUGGCAAUAAUUCCUACAACACUAACGUCACAAGUUCCAUUUUGUGGAAGAUACAUUCUUAACCAUUACUUCUGUGAUCUGGCUCCUUUACUAAGUCUAUCUUGUGGUGAUAUAACCCUUACAGUCACUAUAAAUCGUUGUGUUGGAGGCUUUGCCACCAUGUUCAACCUGGCAAUAGUUAUUGCAAUGUACAUCAAUAUCAUCAUUGCAAUUAUGAAGAUAAAGACCAAUACAGGGCAAACGAAGGCAUUCUCAACUUGCUCUUCACACCUGACUGUGGUGACUCUUUUCUAUGGUGCAGCCUGUAUUGUGUACGCUAGUCCCAAAGAAGUUCAUUUAGGGGAUUUUGACAAAAUAUUUGCCAUUGUAUAUGCUAUGUUAACACCUUUUCUCAAUCCCAUUAUAUAUAGUUUGAGGAAUCAAGAAGUAUUAUCAGGUUUAAGAAGAGGGAUUCAAAAGAUUACUAUUCUAAUCUAUGGGUAA